Molecule: messenger RNA, 7844 nt
Organism: Galleria mellonella (greater wax moth)
Lineage: Eukaryota; Metazoa; Arthropoda; Insecta; Lepidoptera; Pyralidae
Exons: 9
Coding region: 288-1283 (331 amino acids)
Biological process (GO): synapse organization
Cellular component (GO): neuron projection membrane
Source: RefSeq, a predicted model, not a curated record
GCGGAUGUAUAUAGUGAGUAGGCGAUUUUUCGCUUCAAAGUUUACAAUUUAAAACACGCGAUGGUAUUUUCAUUGAAAAUAAUUAAAAUAAAUUCGUUUUAGUGGACUCUUGACAGUAAAAUAUGUUUCUGAAUUGUGACGAUGUGAAAAUAAAGUGCUUAUAAGGGAAAAAUAUUAAUUAAUUAUGUGAUUUUUUUUUAAAUAAUAAUAAAAAUUCUUCCCUAUUUUUAUAAAUCCAGGGACACCAAAGAGGAGUUUCCUGGAUCAGAGCCUGCUCAGCGGGUAGGAUGCGGCGGCAUGAUCCGCUUCGUACUGCUGAUGGCGAUGCUCACAAGGGCCAUCGCCCCCAAAACGUAACAGAAGUCCACGGCACUGAACUUGCGACCCCGCCGACAUCGCUCACCAUGCCUCCUCCGACUGUCUUCCGCAAUACAAGAAUAACAAGCAAACCUCGGCGACAAAUGAAACAUGGGAAAGGAGACUCGCCUAUGUUGAAUUACAUUUUCGAUUCAUACGCAACUAGUAACAAACAUUUUCAUGACAAAUUCAAACCACCGUCAUUUGAAGGAGAGGAGUCUGAUGACACGAUACUCGAUGCAGAUACUGGCUCAACAGUCAUAUUCGACUGUAAAGUAACGUCGCUAAGAGAUAAAAUGGUUUCAUGGCUUAGAGUGUCUGAUGAGGAAAAUUUAGAAUUACUUACUUUAGAUCUAGAUACACACACUGCGGAUUAUAGAUACAGAAUGGAUGUAGCAGGUGACAAUUGGAGAUUAUCAUUAUCAGAUGCCAAAGUUCAGGACUCUGGUAUAUACUGCUGCCAUGUAUCUACACAUCCGCCUAUGAUAAGACGUUUUAAAUUAAUUGUACAUCCGCCGGAAAUAAGAAUGAGCAAAGAGGCUUUCUUAGAGAGCGGUGAAACCUUGUCGUUGAAGUGUUCAAUACUCCAUUUGCAUCCUGGAGACAUCGUGCCUGAAAUGCAUUGGUAUAGAGGAAACAGUACCGUGUCACUCGACGAAGUCAGAGGCGGUGUACUAGUGGAGACAGAUCAUCUGACACUUACGAGUCAUUUGCAGGUAUCGCGACUGAAAGUGGAGGACGCUGGUAACUACACAUGCGCCCUGGAAGCACCGUUGCGUAUGAAAGCAGUAGCAAGAGUGCAUGUUUUGCAAGGAUCCAGCUUAGCGGAACUUCAAAGUGGUGUCAAGACAACCACGAGUUACAUCAGUUUACUGUUAGCAGCCAUACUCGUUGUAUUCGGGACGGAAUACGGUGAUAUAAGGUGACCUAGUUAGAUGACACAUUUAGACAAGAGUCCACUGGAUACCCUGGAUAUUGCAGUGGAGAGACCAUUGGAUAUUGCAGGAAUAAACUUGACACAUACUGGAAAUAUAUCUGAUGUUGUAAAUGGUGGGUCUAAUUCGCCUGAUAACACGGACAUUGCAGGAGUAAAUUUGAUGCGUGCUAGAAUUAUAUCAGAUAUAAGAAACGGCGGGCAACUGAAUCAUCUGAUAACAUUACAGUUUUUUACUUGCAACAUUGUAUUAUUUGUAAAGUUUAUCGCAAUUGAAAAUAUGUAAAUUCUACAAUGACACUGAUUCAAAUCUUUAAAGAGGAACUAAGAAUUAUUAAACAUGCUAAUUUGAACCGUAAAACAAAUCUGAAUGAGCUAUAUCAUAGUAAAUUGUAUAAUGGUAAUUUUUGUCAGAAAUUUAAACACAACAUAGUUGUUUUAUGUUACUUUUAAAUGGGUAUUGCCUUUUAACUAAUUGUUGUAAGUAGUUCAGAAUUAAAAUUUCUUAACAAAAUUAACUUUGUAGUUAAUUUUGUUAAGAAAUGUUGCGCAGUUUAAUUCUAAAUUUUUAUAUCAACACACUGUUAGAUUAUUUCUUUUUUGUAAAUAACCUUGUAAAAUUAGAAAAUGAUUUUGUCUAUAUUGUCCUACGUUCAUAUAUUCUAUAAUGAUUUUUUUUUAUUUCUGCAGUGUUUUAGAGAGGCACCUAAAUUAUGCACUAGCAGUACAAUUUUUACUGCAAAGUAUUAGUUUAAAAUUACUCUAUACUAAUCUAAUAGCUGUAGAAUAACGGCUUUGUUUAUUAUUAUUUUAUUUUUAAAAUUCACCAAUUUUAAAAAGUAUAAUAGUUUGACCUUAAGAGGGUACCUUAAAUAUUUUCAUCUUUAUCUCUAAAAUUUGUAGUAAUUUUGAAACGAUAUCAAAGAUGACAACUAUUUCUUCAAAAUAAUUUGAACAGAAAAAUCCAAAGAGUUUCCAAAAUCGCAAUAAUUACUUUGUAAACGUUCGCCAAAAUUUAUAUUCUUGCUUAUCCAAUGUCCCUUAAAGCGGAUACUCUUAAAGAUCCUAAUGCUGGAAUGCCGUCCAAGGAUCUUUGUAUAAACGGACCAUUAGUGAGAGUGUACAUAACUGUACAGGGCUAAUGUUAAUGUAACUAUAUCUAAUGUAUUACAUUUAGUCAUGUGUCGAGUCGGCCUUUCGGCGUUCGAGUAUUUUAGUAAUCAUUAAAAAAGUGCGGAAUUCAGACUGAUUAAGUCUGUAAACUCGGGCAAGUAUUCGAGUACUUGUAUGAAUAUUUGAGUAUUUCAUUAGACUUGGAUAUAUUUAUAAUAAUUUUUGAAAUUUUACAUUACAUUUAAUAAUUUUAAUUUUAUUAGUGUAAGGAAAAAAAUUAUGAAUCCACAAAACGGAAAAAAAAACUUACGAUAAAUGUGGAACUAGUAAUCGAGUACCGCAUCUACUCAAAUUCUAUAUUCGAAUACCAUGUAUCUAAAUGUAUUGAGUAAUCGAGUACCUUAGUAGGUAUUCGAGUCAAUACUCGUGUUAGUCUGACUCGACACGUCACUAAUUACAUUGUCAUUAUCAUAAUUAUAAACAAGUAAGGUCGACUGGUCUAACUGUGUCCGAGACAAUUAAGAAUAUUUAAUUAUAAUUACUUUUACAAUUUACAAAACCGUAUACGUAAAUAAUCAAGAUGUAGUUUUUAAUAUAUGAUUAGCCUAACCAAGUAAGAGUAUAAGCAAAAUCAAUGGUCCCAUUUGAACAAACAAAAAAGGAAUUAUUUCGCGUAAAUUUUAUUCCUUCUAUUAAAUUAUUCUUUGUUUUAUUGCUGUUGGUACUAGAUUAGUCGUCUUUUCUUUUUUUCUCAAUCGAUAUUUAUAUAUAUAUCCUACUUAAGUUUAUUAGUUUUUCAUAACUUUUAUCAAAGUAAGCACUGGGUAUGUUACAAUCAUAAUAUUCUUCAAUUCCAACUAAGCAGAAUUUGUAGUUGGGAUAGUAGAUAAUUGAUAGAAAUAUUAGUUCUUAGAAAACGCCCAAAUCAAUAAAAACAGACUCAUAAAGACAGACGGACCGGGAGUAUAGCUCGCAACAAUUGAAGGUAAAGCAAUAUUUAAAUGUUAUACUACCAAGUUAGAUGGUUAUUUGAAUAGAAACUAACGUUGACGGGAUUUUUAUAAAAAGGCAUUUUCACCUUUUUGCGAUUAUUCCUUUACUAUUUAAGGGCAAUCGUAUCUGAAGGAACUUAUGGGCUUUUGUCGAGUACCGCGAAGUGAAAUUACAAAAAUAUAUUUUCCGGGAAUUCUUUGGGAGUUUGGCUUUUAUUCUGUCCUUCUCUAUUGAUCUAUAAAUUACCGAUAUCUGCCAGAAAUAUUCGGGAUUAAAGUUUGUUGCAAGACAAAAAUAAACAAAACUUAUUUUUAUAUUAAACAUAAUUCUGGACAAUACAACAUAUUGUUGCACUAAUGUAAAUACGUGCUAAUAAUGUACAUAUUGAUACAAAGUUAAAAAAGAAAAGAGAGUAAAAUUUUAUGAUUUCGUUUUUUAAACUAAAUUAAAGCGUUUAUAAAUAUAAUAUAAUAUUAUCAAGUUAGAUUUUCACUUUCCCAACUUACGUCGAUUUUUAAACAUACUCUGUCCUGUAAUCCACAGGAAAAAAAGGUACGUAUGUCCCAUACUGAUCGUUUUUUUAUGUCUUACUUCUUCUACCUUGCUCUCUCCUUUGUUGAGUGUUUACCGAAUACGCAAAUGAUGUAUGAAUUAUGUUGAAUGAUUCUGAUGAGUUUAUGUGUAUUGUGUACGAAUACGGUAUCACUUGAUACUUUAUUGAGUAUUAUCGAUGUAAGAAUGACUGCUUGUUUUUGUAAGUUGGUUAUUUUUAAUAUUAGUAUUUAGCUUAUUUAAUAUUUAUAUUAUUGAGUAAGGUUUUCACCUUCUCAACUUACGUUGGCUUUAAUAUAUAUCCCGUCCUGUACCUACAGGAAAAAAGUUACAUUACAUAUGUACCUUUUUUUUUACCCUAUUGAUAGGUUUUUUUUUAUGUUCUUCUUCUCCUAAUUUCCUUUCUCCUUUGUUGAAUGUUUAUCGAAUAUGUGAAUGGUUAUGUAUUCGAUGUAUGAAUUGUGUUUGUUGACUAUUGUGUGUUAGUUGCUUGUUGUGUGGUUGAUCAUUGGUGCGUGUUUUGAAUGUGAUUAUUUUGUUUAUUUUCAAGUACAAUAUCUUCCAGUACUUCGCUGAGUGUGGCUGUUGCGUGAAUGGCUACUGAUUUUUGUAAGAUGAUGACAUCAAUAUUGAUAUUUAGCUUAUUUAUGUAUUUUUUAUUAUUUUAUAUAAUAUUCCUGUAAUGCAUAGACGCAGUAUGAGAAGUAAUAGUACAGUCGGUAUGAUAAAAGUCUGUGUGUUCCAAAAACGAUUGACUUCAAUUUUCAAAAGGUGUUUUUGUUUAACUUUUUAAGUUCCUUAGUUAUUAUAUUACAGUCAGACAGUACUGUUAUGUCUAUUACAUAUGUUUUGUUAUUGUUCUUAUCUAUAUAUAUUAAAUCUAUUAUGGGUAUUAUAUUUAAAUAUAAAGUGAGUUAUUUAGAUAAUUAAUCGUUAUACUUAACUUACCCAAUCUGAAUAAACGAGUUCUCGAGAUACGAGCACCGUUCUCAACAAUCAUUACCAAGUAACAUAACUUUCUACUCAAGCUAUUUAAUAGUCACUGGGUUAAGAGGGUGUUGCACCGUAUUCCAUUUAGUUAAUUGUUUUCUAAGUAAUACAUUAGAAGUAUUUACAAUUUAUUUCUGAGGUAACAGGUAUAAUGAUUAAGAUGGGACCUCCAAGUAAAUACCAAGUUAAAAGCAGUUGCAAGGAGGAUUAUUAAAAUAUGCACAUAAUUAAACGCGACUCAAAAAAUCGAGACUUAAUAGGACAGUACACUAUAUUUUUUGAUAAAUAAUAAUAAGUACAUACAUACUAUACAUACAAAAUAUCUAGUCAGUAAUAGUCAUAUUAUUGUUAAACAAAAAAACUCAUGAAUACAAAUGUUUGUAUUAGACGAGGUUUAAAUAUAUAACCAUACUAUAACUAUUGGAAAUACUACACUAUAUAAGAAAUAUUAUUACAUAUAACAAAAAUACAUUGCAAACACACUGGUUGUAGUUCCAAUGGGAUACAGAAUAAAAGCUAAGCAAGCAAUCUAUUUACCCUUUUUUUUUAAUAAGGAAACUACAGUUCCCAUAUUUUCUGGGCUUGGGUAACAAUAUGUGGCUCUUCCUGCUGAGUCAGAUUACCCAUAAAAAUUGUCUCCGUCCAUUUGCAAUAUGAAGUUACCCAUAUUCUCUAUCUUCCUAGAUCUAGCUAGAGAUUUCUACGCAACCAUAUUUACUUUUAGAAGAUAAAAUUUUUAAAUCACUGAACUUCUAAUUAUGCGUCAAACAAAAAUGAAAAUUAUAACAUUUUUCUUACACAUAUUGACAGUAUACGGGUCUUUUGUUUAUUUAAAAUUAAAUAUUAAAAUUUGUAUAAUAAUUAUUUAUACAUUAUAAUUAUAAUGUAUAAUUAUAUAUUUAUUUAUAUAUAAUUAUACAUUAUAAUUAUUUUUAAUAUAACACACUAAUUGUCUCUGGGCACACUACACAUAUCUUACUAACGAUUACUUAAUAUUAUAAUUCUCAAUAUAAAAUAGAAACAAUAUUAAAAAGUGUUAUAACAUAUCACCAAUAACCAUAAUCAUAUCACACAUAACUAACGUAACUGUAUUUAUUUUUUACUGUAGAAAUAAAGUUAAUUUUAUAUAUUAUAUUUAUGGCAGAAAUGUUGAAAGAAACAAUGUAUUCAAUUGUAAUAUCAAAAGUAUUACAUUAUUUGUGGUCAAUGUAAUUUACCCUUUUCAUUAUUUUAUUAUAUAUUUUUAGCUCUAGCUAUUCUAUGUGUGACCUAGCAUGAACACAGUAUAAUCUUUUUCAAAUAUAUUUUAUUGUUAGUAUGUUUGUACGUUUAGUAGUUUAUUGUUGAUAUGUUUAGUUGACAAACUGUCCACUGCUAAACAUUGGCCUCCCCUAUAAGAGGGAUUUUGCCAGUAAUUGCCAAGUUUGACAAGCACUCGGUGAUCGCAGUAUAAAAAAUAUACAUAUCUAAUUAAAAUUAUCAAAAAUAAGUGAUUUCAUACAUAUCAUUAUAAAAAGAUAUAUACUUGUUUUUGUUUGACUAAAAAAGAAUUCACUAAGUAUUUAAUAUAUAGUAUUUUAAAUUAAUAUUUCCUGUAAACAGGUUUCUCGUGCACUAAAGUUUAUUUAUUAUAUAUAUUGAAAAAAGAUUAUUCUGUGUUUAUAUAUAUGUUUAAAAAUUUAUAAGUACUUCUGAAAUAUAAAUAUAUAUGAAAUAUUUAAGAAAAGUUCACACAUAACCAUUAUUAAUAACAUAUAUAUUUUUAUAACUGUAAAAGAAUUAACAUUAAAAUAAUUAUAAUAUUUCAUGUACCAGAAGUGUUAUUGACAAUUAAACCGUAUUAUAAAAUUUUUGAUGUUGUAGAUGAUCAAAUAACAGGAAAUUAGUCUUUCAUGUAACGCACUACACUAAUAAUAAUAAUUAUAUUACACUUGAUCAUUAUUUGCUAUGUCUCAAAUCACUAUAUGCACUGACUUGAUUUUUAUAUUAAUUUGUUAUUUUAAAUGAUCUCCUUUUAUAUACAUAAUAUUAUUUGGAAGAAAAUUAAAGAUUGAGGGCUUUUAAUUUUUUUUAAAUUUACUAAUUAUACAAGUUCAUUUAUACUAUUAUUACAUUUAUAUUAAUUAGUUUUUUAUGAACUUCACAAAUAUCUUUACUUUAUAUUUUAACACUGUUUUAAUUAUAUAACACAAAGACAAUAGGAUGGGAAGUCAACCAGGUAGAUUGUUUUCGUUAUAUAUUAUAUAAUACAUUAUAUAAAAACUCAUAUAUUAAUAAUUUUAUUUGUGAUAUGAAAUAUUGUGAGAAUUUUAUAUUUUAUAUUUAAUAUUGAAUUAUAAAAUUGAAUGAUAAAUAUAAAUACACAAAUUAUUUUUAUUAGUUUUAUUUAUUAUAUAUUAUUUUGACCGUAUUUAUACAUUUUAAUUAUUUAUAUUAUAUUAACAAUAACAUUAUAAUUAUUUAUUUACUCUUUUGUUACAAAAAUACAUUUGAAAUAAUUCAUAUUUUAAAAUUAAUAACAAUUAACUGAUAAAACACAACAGCACUUAUUGUAAAUAUGAAAUUAUCGUAGUUAAAUAAAUAAGUAAAAAAUAAUGUUUACGGCAGUAUGUACGAUAAAAUUAACUGUCUCUAACAGAUUAUAAGGAAGCGGAUAAUUUUAAUAAUUAUAUUCAAAUAAUAUCAAAGUCAUUUUAAUUUAACAUAUUCCUAUUUAGUGUAUUUAUUUUUAUACAUUUAUAAUUUAUUUAUAAAUGUAGUCGUAAAACAUUUUGUAUAAUUAAAGAUAGAUUGUAUAAUUAUUGUUAAUAAUUUAUCAUAAAAUACAUAUCGGUGCUUUUGUUGACUGUUAAUUUAGCGUAAAUAUUAUUAUCAUUAAUGUAAUAAUUAUAUUAAAUGUACAAUA